Oncorhynchus keta (chum salmon) is the source of this 4395-nucleotide messenger RNA. Its product is annotated as pannexin-2-like. The transcript has 7 exons. Gene Ontology annotation, biological process: positive regulation of interleukin-1 production; monoatomic cation transport. The record is from RefSeq and is a predicted model, not a curated record. The coding region runs from base 1643 to 3616 and encodes 657 amino acids. NCBI's taxonomy places the organism in Eukaryota, Metazoa, Chordata, Actinopteri, Salmoniformes, Salmonidae. Gene Ontology annotation, molecular function: channel activity.
UGAUGAACAUCCACAAAUUAUACAUUCCAUACAAAACGGAAUAUAUAAAACUAAAUGGAGUGUCUCCGGUUGCAGCCACAACACAUUCAAUUCCUUUCUUGAUCAACAUUGCGAUGCAGCAAUGGUGGAGAGGAUCCUACAUUUGGAAGCAGUUAUGAGGAAUGGAACCUAACCGGUGAAAACCGGCUAGGAACCUGACCGGAGUCUGAAGCGCGCGCCUUAGCUUGCUUGCUCGCUUGCUAUCGAUCUGACCUGUACGGGAGUCUUGCCAGAAACAUCCAACCUAAACAGCCUAGCUAUAGCCAAUCGUGAAUAACUAGAGGCACCACAUCUCUGAGCAAAAACACAGCUGCUGCGGGUGGCGUGAUUGGGGGUGAGCGAGUUAAGACAGAGUGUUUAUUCCCUGUUUAGCUGCUGGCUGUUCUCCCACUGGGACUUCAUGAGUGUGUGUGUGUUUGAGGGAGUGGGGAGUUAUAAUGCCUACAUCACAAGGAAAGAUUGAUUGACUCACUGUUCCUCUCCUCCCGAAACGCAAGAUAGCGACAGCUUCGUAGGCUAGCCGAGACUAGACGAGGAAAUCCUCAGAAGCUUGCUUCAGUGUGCCCAAUUUAUUUUUUACUGAUAAUGUAAGACCUUUUAUAAACUACAUCCAAAGUGUCGAGUUUGUUCCUCCAUCUAAAGAUCACAACCCAUUGUCUGGGUUUUCACAACACAGUCAAAUGGACAUUUACAUCAGGAUUUGUCAUUUCAAUUUGUGCAAGGAGAGAGGAAGCAUUGUUUUGUUGAAUCCGAAUGCGUUACCUAUCUCAUCUCAUCUUUGGUUCUGGGGAAAGGAGAGAGACAAAACCGGGAAGGGAGGGUGAGGACUGAGGAGGGGUAAAUGCGGAACAAACCGGUGUGCCCGGAUACACGCUGUAGCGGCUCGCCCGCACUGCAGUCACUCUUAGCACGCCGAGGAUGCACAAGACCUAUGUGACCACAUUGACCCACUCACUGGAAACUGAGCUCUCACUGCUACUACUGACACAGAAGAUGGAAUCGAAGUAGGUAUCCCUAUUGAUCUGGGUAUACUAUAAAUCCAUACAAACUCAUCCACCGGAGACCACACUCUUUGAGAUCCUUCCUUUUACCUGACACACUGUGUGUGGACCAAGGCCAGUUAAAGGUGAGAGAGAACAAAAACUCAGAAUGUACACAGCACAACUGGAACCCACAGUAAACCACUGACUGAACACAAUGUCCUUCCUCUGUGAGAGAAGAGAGAGUCAGAGAGCAUCAAUCUGUCUGACUCAUCGUCAGUGAACAUAUCCAAGACUGUCCAUCAAAACCCAGUUGUUCCUGCCACGCUAUAUGACCAGCUCUGGCAUUGAGACCGCCAGUCCUGUGUGAGUUGGUGUGUAACAGUGUGAGUGGACGUAGCUAGGAGGAGGGAGGUCCCACUUACAGUCAGUGCCGAUCCCAAUACACCCAAGAGACUGUCAAUCAUAUCAAGACCCAGCCAUUACUGACUUUACAUAACCACAUAACCAGGUCUGGCCUGGAGACAGCCAGUCCUGUGUGUGUGUGUGUGGAAGUAGCCCAGUGUGUGUGAGUGGGUGGAGGUAUCUAGGAGGAGGGGGUGGCCGUUGUCUUCUCAGGCCGGAUGCAGAACAUCCUCGAGCAGAACUUAGACAUGGCCACGGCUCUGCUGGCGGGAGAGAAGCUGAAGGAGCUGAUCCUGCCUGGCUCUUCCCAGGAUGAGAAGGGAGGAAUGCUGGCCGGCCUUAUGGUCCAGCUUAAAUUAGAGCUACCAUUUGACCGCGUCGUCACCAUCGGCACUGUCAUCAUACCCAUCCUGCUCGUCACUCUGGUCUUCACAAGGAACUUUGCAGAGGAGUCAAUCUACUGCUACACGCCUCACAACUUCACCCGUGACCAGGCCCUGUACGCACGAGGCUACUGCUGGACAGAGCUGCGUGACGCCGUUCCCGGGGUGGAGCCUGACCUUCGACCUUCGCUGUUUGAGCACAAGUUCCUACCUUACGCCCUGCUGGCCUUCGCCGGCAUCAUGUACAUCCCUGCUUUGGGCUGGGAGUUCAUGGCCUCCACAAGACUUACCUCCGAGCUCAACUUCCUGCUUCACGAAAUUGACAACUGCUACCACCGGGCUGCCGAGGGCCGGGCCCCUAAAAUCGAGAAGCAGAUCCAGUCCAAAGGACCAGGCAUCACGGAGAAAGAGAGACGAGAGAUCAUCGAGAAUGCGGAGAAGGAGAAGAGCCCCGAGCAGAACCUGUUUGAGAAGUACCUGGAGAGACGAGGACAGAGCAACUUUCUGGCCAAGCUGUACCUUGCGCGCCACUUGGCCAUCAUGUGCCUCAGCUCCAUCCCCAUCUCCUACCUGAGCGCCUACUGGCACCGCCAGCGCCAGAACGAGUUCAGCUGUGCCCUGGGGGAACCUCCAGACUCCAGCAGCAUCCCUGAGCUGAGGCUCAGCGUCAACUGCAAACUGCCAGCCGUGCAGCUGCAGCGCAUUAUGGCCGCCGUAGACAUUGCCCUGCUGAGCACCAUGAACCUUGUCAUCCUGGUCAACUUGCUGCACCUGUUCGUGGUGCGGAAGUCCAACUUCGUGUUCGACAAACUGCACAAGGUGGGCAUCAAGACGCGGCGGCGCUGGCAGAAGUCUCAGUUCUGUGACAUCAACAUCUUGGCCAUGUUCUGUAACGAGAACCGCGACCACAUCAAGUCACUCAACCGCCUUGACUUUAUCACCAAUGAGAGCGACCUCAUGUAUGACAAUGUGGUGAGGCAGCUGCUGGCAGCCCUGGCCCAGUCUAACCACGACGCUACACCCUCUGUGAGGGACUCAGGCAUCCAGACCCUAGACCCCAACAUGGACCCCUCUCUCUUGGGAGUGGGGGAGCUGGGAGGGGAGCCGCUGGUCAUAAAACGACCACGCAAGAAGAUGAAGUGGAUCCCCAGCUCCAACCCCCUCCCCCAGCCUUUUAAGGAACCUCUGACAAUGACGCGUUUGGAGAACAGCACUAAGACUGAGAAGCCCAAACCGGUGAGGAGGAAACCAGUUGCAGAGAACUAUGUUGCUCCAUUAAGCAAGAGCACACAGUACCCACCCUCUGCCAAAGAUAUGAGCGCAAUGGAGAAAAAGCACAGUCGCAACUUUACCCUGGAUGUCCACCCAUACAUGCUGACCAUCCGUAAGCCCACCAAGGUAGAGACAGUCAGCACAGAGCCUCCGCCCCCUGACCACACCCUCGACUCUGUGUUCAUCGAGGGCACACACACCAUCGUCCAUGUUUCUGCUUCUAUCACAGAAAAGAAAGAUUGCACCCCAGAGUCCACCAACACGGUCUUCUCUACAAUGACCGUCCCUACUAGCAUCUAUCUGAACGGUGCCACUCCCAGCCCCCACCCACCCUCCCUUGCUGAAUGCCACCCUACAGAGUCCCUGAUCGAACAAGAGGAGCCCGAAGCCCAGCCUGCAGUCUUUACCCGGAUCCCUUCCCACCAGCUUCUAAGUAUGCACCAGAUACUCAGUAUGGAGGAAGAGGGGGCUGGAGGCCAGGGUGCCAGACUGACUGAGAGACCCGUGGGGGAACUAAUCGCUGCUGGGGAGUGCUGAGGAGGAGACACACAUGUUUGGGGACAUAUUUUGAGGGCGGCACACAGCAACAUAUACUCACCACUUCCAUGCCAAUCACUGUCUGCCUAUAGAAAAAAAAACCUUGUCCUCCUGACCACACAGAUGUGCUGUGCUCACAACGCACCUCUUCUCUGGUGAAGGGACUUAGUGAGGGUUCCGAUGGUGCUGAACCAUCAUUUUUUUAUAUAGAUUUAACAAGAUGCAGCAAAAAAGAGGAUACUGGUUCAAUGUGUGCUAAUCAACCCUGUCAUCUGAUGUAACUCUCUCAGCACUUGAUUUGUCCAGGAUGGGAAGCAAGGAGACUUUGUUGACAUGCAGACAGCAUUUGUUGCUCAUAUCCUUGACUUGGAGAGGAAGCAGCUCAUAUUACAAAAGCUAGGAAAGAGAAAAGGGAAGGUGGAAUGCUUUUUACACACAUUUUAGUCAAGCACACCAUGUAAAAGACUGCUUUACCUACAGUUAAAUUCUGAAAACAUGUUUAUAAAAACAUUACUAUCAUUGCUUAUUGUCCCUCUCUCCAAGUAUACUGAGAGCCCAUGCAAUACGUUUAAAAAUCUGCACUGCAAUAUAUGCAAAAGAAUAUGCAAUAAUGUAUACACUUCCAACUUAGAAGACAUUUUACAUACUGUAAAUCAUCUACAGACUCUGUAGCCCUAUGUCGGUUGUGGUGUGCUUCACACAUAAAUGUUCAAUUAGUUAUUGUCAUUUGACCACACAGAGGACAGAGGAGGCGAAGUGAGAAUGCACCUACCUUACUG